Molecule: messenger RNA, 2833 nt
Organism: Erythranthe guttata (spotted monkey flower)
Lineage: Eukaryota; Viridiplantae; Streptophyta; Magnoliopsida; Lamiales; Phrymaceae
Source: RefSeq, a predicted model, not a curated record
AAUAGGGGAAAUGGAUUUAAAACAUUUGAUUCCUCUAUCUAGCUUUCAGUGAUUAUUAAAUCAACCUUCCUUUUUUUUUCAAAACUUGAGAGAAUUUUCAAAGUCUUCCUUCAUCUUCUUGUUCUUGAACAAUUUCAUAAGAACGUACUCAAAAAAAAAAAAAAAAAAAAAAGAAAUUCAUAAAAACAGAAAGUCAAACUUAUUCCAAAAAUGAUGACCACCGUGUCAGCUGUGUGUACGGUGGGGGAAAAACUGAACAAUUUGGUUGUGGGGGAAGGAGUUUUUCACGACGAAGUUGUGCAGCUCCGGUCAGAUCUGGACUACCUAAUUGAAAACUGUUUGGUAUCCAAUCAAUCAGACAAUAGUAUCAGCGGAGACGUACUGCAACAAGUCAGACAACUCGCCUACGAGAUCGAGGACGCCGUCGAGUCUUACUCCGCCGCCGGAGCGGCGGCGGAAUCGAGAGGUGCAUUUCGGUGCCGCCUCUGGAAGCGCUCCCGGGAAGAUCUCUCCGUCUUGAAGAUGAGGAUCGACGAGGUCAAAAAUAUCCUCACGAUUAGAUCCAGCGGCGGCGGCGGCGGCGGCGGCGGCACUCACAAUCAACGGCGAGUUCCAGAUUAUCGUGCCUCUUUGAUCGUCCCGAUGAUGGAUGAAGUAUCAGCCGUGACCGUGAAGUAUAUUUUGUUUGAGGGACGGCCGAACCAGCUGUCAGUCACUGCGUUAGUGGGGAUGCCUGGAUUGGGGAAGACCACUCUCGCGAGAUUGUGCUACAAUGACCCGACGGUGACGAAGAAAUUCGAUAUCCGCGUGUGGGCUACCGUGGGAGUAGAAUUCCAGGCUAGGGGCAUUUUGGAGACAAUACUUUUUCGCCUUGCUGCUUCGGAUCUGAGUAGAGACGAGAUCUCCGGAAUGGAGACAAUGGAGUUGAUAAAUCAGCUUCACAAAGCACAAAAGGAGAAGAUAUACUUGAUUGUUCUGGAUGAUAUACGGUCCGUAGAUGACUGGAACACCCUACGGUUUGCCUUUAGGGAUGACCGUAACGGAAGCAGAAUACUCCUCACAACCAGGGAAAGAGAGUUCGUUAAAAUUACCAGAUCCAUCGAUAUUCCUGUGCGGUUCAUGACCCACGAUGAAACUUACCACUUUUUCAAACUCAAAUCUGGUGGACUGCUUGAUGAUGAUCCAGUGAAGCACGACAAAAACUAUCGAACGAAAAAUUUUCAGGCCGGGAUGGAAGAAUCAGAGGAAAAUAAUAGAGUCAGAUGGAACAAUACUGAAGUAGAUAAAUGUUUUCUCGAAGCGUGUAUCCAAGAAGUUGCACUAAAUGGCAGGGAAGGAGGAAGCCUUAAGGCUGAAUCUUGGACCAAGAUUAUGGAUACUCUCAAGAAAAAUUAUAAUUUUGUGGUUUCUCAAAGACAAAUGAAGAAUAGAUACGACUACUUAAAACAAAAGUAUCAAGCUUGGUUACCGUUAACUAUGAAAACAGGCAAUAUUUACAAUCAUGCGACCAAUACCAUCAACAUGACAAAGGAUGAGUGGACAGAGUAUAUAAAGGCUCAUCCUAAGGCAAGGAGUUUAAGACUUGCCCCCUUACCGUAUCCUGACCUUUGUAGAGCACUAUUUGAUGGAACCACUGCUACAGGGAUUCAUUCUUGGGGACCUAGUUCCCAAGAUCCAAAUCCUGGUACUAGCUCAUUUUCUUCAACUGUUCGAAAUGCAGAACAACAUGACAUAGAAGAUAUUUUGUUUGGUGAUGAAGAUGAAAAUUUUGUCCCUACCACAGACACUCAGAGUAAUGAUUCCAACCAUCAGUCACGAGGAGAAAAACCUAAAAAGAAAAAGAAAAAGAUCCAACCUUCAUCUAGUGAUAAUAAUUUAGUAGAAGAGAUGUCAGCUGCUUUGAAGUUUAUGAUAAAAAAUAAUAGUGGACCGUCAGUUACAGAUUGCAUUGCUAAAUUGGAUGAACUAGGAUGGGAUAAAGAAGACAUCUUUUAUGUCUCUGCUGUUGUGAUAUUUGGUAGUUGUGCGGGACAUAGAGAAGCUUGGAUGGUGUUUCCUAAGGAUAAUGUGGGUGUUCUGAAAGCAUGGAUUAAAAGAAUUGGAGAAAACAUGGGAUUUGAAUUUUAACUUGCAAGGACUUAUGUAGAUUAAUUUGAAGACUUCAGUAGUAUUUAUUUUUAAUGAAUUUGUUUUAAUUUCCGUACAAUAGUUAUGAACUUUGCAUUUUUUUGAUAUUUAAUAAUGAUAGACUUUGUUUUAUAUUUGUCUUGUGAGUUGAAUUCUCUUUAUGAUUUAAUUAUGUGUUUAAGAAAUAUUGAUUCUCAAAUAUUUAAUGUAUUAUUCAUUUAUGUUAACAGGUUAAAUAUGGAAAUUUAUGAGAUUAUGAUAUUGAUGAUGAUCUAUUGGUACACACAAAUUCGACCGAGACAUUUAAUGCGUGUACCAAGAAAUAUAGAUAACAACUCAGCAUUGUCCGGUCAUGCUUACACGUUAGAGCUAUUGUCUGGGUCAGACACACAAUGUAUGGAUUUAAUGCGCAUGUCUCGUAUUGCGUAUAUUCGCUUGAGUAUGCAUUUUAGACAAAGAGGGUGGCUACAUGAUAGUAAACAUAUAUCUGUAGAAGAAAAAAUGGCAAUGUUCUUGCAGAUUAUUGGGCAUAGUAAGCGUCUUCGUGUGGUGAAGCGUAGAUUUCAACACUCUUCACAAACAGUUCAUGCGUGUUUUCACGAAGUGUUACGUGCAAUGAUGAAUAUGGCAAGGGAGGUAAUAGUACCCACAACAUUUGACCCAAAUCCAAACAUUUCAGCAAGUUUUAGGAGAUUAAACCGCAUUU